UGGAAAAUACUCGGCUGUUACACUCCGAGCUCUGCGAAUUGUUAAAAAUGUUUACUCUUGGUUACGGUCCGCUGCUUUUGGGAUUCUACGCUGCCAGCUAUAUCCAUUUACUAAUCGGGGCUUAUAUUAUUGUCAACAGUGAAAUAUCUUAUAGCUUUCAUUCGACCAUCAAUUUUUGGGAACAAUUAUUACCGGUUAUAAUGAGCGCACAAAUUGUGAUGUUUUUGAUGUCUAUUAUCAUUUUUGUUUCGUUCAUUAAUGAGAAGAGAAUUAAGAUGAUAUCAUAUCUACGGUUGUACCGAAUUUCAAAUUUACAUUUGGACAUAAAAAGACAAAUCAAAAUGUUUAUGAAUCAAAUAUUGGUAUGUGAUUCGGACCAAGUAUCGGCAUUUGGACUUUUCGAUAUCAAUUUAAAUCUCGUAACAACACUACUCGUAUUAUUGAUUAGUGGAAUAAUCACAUUGAUACAGAUGAAAAAUCAUCCAUUGUUGGAAAAAUUAAAAAAUGACACUAAAUCCUACUUAUCAAAAAGAUUUAAAAAAAAUAUUAAGCAAUAG
Messenger RNA from Myzus persicae (green peach aphid), 557 nucleotides. RefSeq lists its product as uncharacterized. Gene Ontology annotation, cellular component: membrane. The coding region runs from base 48 to 557 and encodes 169 amino acids. The record is from RefSeq and is a predicted model, not a curated record. Gene Ontology annotation, biological process: sensory perception of taste. The transcript has 4 exons. Lineage: Eukaryota; Metazoa; Arthropoda; Insecta; Hemiptera; Aphididae.